Symphalangus syndactylus (siamang) is the source of this 6777-nucleotide messenger RNA. It is a transcript of the gene KCNAB2, whose product is annotated as potassium voltage-gated channel subfamily A regulatory beta subunit 2. Gene Ontology annotation, molecular function: transmembrane transporter binding; voltage-gated potassium channel activity; potassium channel regulator activity. NCBI's taxonomy places the organism in Eukaryota, Metazoa, Chordata, Mammalia, Primates, Hylobatidae. The record is from RefSeq and is a predicted model, not a curated record. Gene Ontology annotation, cellular component: membrane; juxtaparanode region of axon; voltage-gated potassium channel complex. Gene Ontology annotation, biological process: transmembrane transport; potassium ion transport; regulation of action potential.
GGAGUCUCACUGUCACCCAGGCUAGAGUGCAGUAGCGCAACCUCGGCUUACUGCAGCCUCCACCUCCCGGGUUCAAGCGAUUCUCCGGCCUCAGCCUCCCAAGUAGCUGGGAUUACAGGUGCCCACCACCACACCCGGCUAGUUUUUUUUUAUUAUUUUUAGUAGAGACGGGGUUUCACCAUGUUGGCCAGGCUGGUCUCAAACUCCUGACCUCAUGAUCCACCCGCCUCAGCCUCCCAAAGUUCUGGUAUUACAAGCAUGAGCCACCGUGGAUAUUUCAUAUAAAUGGAAUCAUACGUGUUCUUUCAUGACCGUCUUUAACUUAGCGUCAUGUUUUCAAGGUUCAUCUGUGCCUGUGUCAGUACUUCUUUUUUUUUUUUUUUUUUUUUUUGAGACAGAGUCUUGCCCUGUCAUCCAGGCUGGAGUACAGUGGCAUAAUCUUGGCUCACUGCAACCUCCACCUCCCGAGUUCAAGCAAUUCUCUGCCUCAGCCUCCUAAGUAGCUGGCAUUACAGGUGUGCGCCACCACGCCCAGCUAAUUUUUUGUGUUUUUAGUAGAGAUGGGGUUUCACCGUGUUAGCCAGGCUGGUCUCAAACUCCUAACCUCAGGUGAUCCACCCACCUCAGCCUCCCACAGUGCAAGGAUUACAGGCGCGAGUCACCAUCCUUCCUUUUUAUGGCUGAAUAACACUUCAUUGUCUGGAGAGGGCUACAUCCUGUUUCUCCAUUUGUCGGUUGAUGGGUGUUUGGGUUGUUUCCGGUUUUGGGCUACUGUGAAUAAGGCUGCUGUGGACAUUUGUGUUGAAGUUUUUGUGUGGGCGUAUGUUUUCUGUUCUUUGAGGACAUAGCUAGCGAGGAGAUUGCCUGGUCAUGGGGUGAGGCCGAUGACAUUUUACACUUGGUGACUAAAAGUCUUGAGUCUCACUUAACUCUGUGCUGCUUAAUGUGCACCACUGGGCUAAGAACACGCCUGAGGAAUGAUAGUAAGAUGCCAGCUGUUGUGGGAUCCAGUGGUGCCAGCCAUUGUGGGAUCCAGUGGUUUGCCAGAGUGCAGAGAAUAUGUAAGGAAGAGGUAGAGGAUUUCCGCGUCUCACUAGGCCAGCAUGCGUAGCACCACUCGAAGCUCUUGGUAGAAACACCGCCUUCCGGGCUGGGCCUCAGAGCCGCUGGUUCCAUAGGUCGGGGGGACGCCCAGGACCCUGCCUUUGUAAUAAGCUCCCCUGACAUCAUCAGAUGUUGAACAGCCCUGUCCUAGACGGUGAGCGCCGUGAGAGCAGGUGACUUGUGAUACACAGUAGGCACCCAGAGGCUGUUUGAACAAAUCAAUGUGAUCCUUUUUAUAAAUAGGGAAGGGGGCUGUUGAAAAAUUCUGUGAGAUAGUCUGAGCAAAAUCCAUCUUGGCCCUGGCUUUGCAUAUUUAGGGGAAGUAGGGAUGCUAAGAUCUGCUGCUGAUCACACCCUAUAAAGAGCCUCCAAUUAGGGAGAAGGGCAGGAGGCAAAAGACUUAACCUGAGCCCUAGGUAGGCGCCAAAGGUGGAAUGGUUGCCAUCUGUGCCUCUUCAGCAGCCCAUGAGCUCCCAGGAGGCCAGGGCUGUGGCCGUUGAAUCCUGGGGUCCAGCCUCAAGGGGGGUGGGCUGUGCACAGGGUUGCCUGUCCCCCAUCACCCCACCACCUUCCAGUGCCCUUAGUACCUCCUGGCAGGACAAGAGGGGGCCCAGAAGGCAGCUCUGGCCAGGGUCCACCUGCAGGGUGUGAGGGGGACACUUGGGGUCAGAGGACAGAGCCAGCCCCUCCAGAUGCUGAAGAGGAUGAAGUAAAAUAGGGCAAGGGCUUGCUUCAUUCAACCUUUCACUCACUGAUUGCAGAGUAUUUAUUGAGCGUCUGCUAUAACCUAAGUUUUACUGGGAGUGUUGGAACCUCUCUGUCCCUUUGACCCCCGCGUUUCCUUCCUUGGGCCAUCUGUGUCAUUGUCAUCAAGACACAGUGGCUUCUUCACAUUUCUGGUGAUGUUGCUUCUCCUUGUGCCAAUCCCCCAGCGGAUACCCUACUCUCCGGAGGGAGAACUCCAAGCAGGUGCCGCUGGGCAUGCACCAGGGAGGCUGUGACCGGAGCGGGCAUUGCCUUGCUUGGAGCUAGCUGCCUACAAGCUCAGCUAUCCAGCCCGCAGAGUCCACCCUGGCUGCAGCGCCUGCCCAGGCCUCAGGCCAGUCCUGGCCCAGCAGCUGUCAGCCUGGAGCAGCCAGCGAUGGCCUCGAGGGACCAGCCAAGGCAGGCGGCUCAUGCAUCCUGCUUCAUUAAUAAUGAAUGGCCAGACGCUGCCCGUGCCUCUCCCUGGUCGCCUCAUUGACUUGGUGGGAGCCUCAGCCGCCCACGGCGCACAGAGCCAGGAGCUGGAUCCCAGACCCCCUCGGAGAGACUCAAGAAGCCCCGAGAAGCAGCUGCUCCCCAAGACCCCUUGAGCCGCUGCCCUAGGAGAGCAGUCACAGCAGCCCUGCGCGGCCCCCCAGGCCAUCACCUCCAGCUCCACAAGCAACACCAGAGAGAGAGCCCUCCCUUCUCCGCUCCAAGGAAGGCGGCUGUGCUCAUCACCCAUCACUCAUCAUCAGGAGUAACCCGCAGGCCAGCCCUACCCAACACUUUUGGAGGCUAUUGGGCUGCAGACUUGGGCAGCCAGAGCUGGACGAGGGUGGGGACAGAGGAAGGACCUGCAGAGACAAGAGAGAUGUGAGCGGAGGAGAAAAUGCGCACCCCCCAACCUCCAGCCGCGCUUCCAGCAGGUCUUCUAUAGCUUGGGCCUGGAAAUGUGACUCCCUCCCUCGGAGCUGUGCAGCCUUCUUCCCCACCAUUGCCUUCAGAAAUCCUCGCUCCUCAAAGAACGCCUGCAGCUUCCUUGGCUCCUGGAUAAAGUCUCGUCCUGGUCGGGGGAGAAGAGUUUCUAGGGGACAGAUGGCUUCUGAGCCCGAGGGGACAGGGGACGCAGCCAGGAUCUGAGCACCCGGCCUCAGCAUGCAGGUGUCCUUCGUUUGCUCGGAGCACAGCCUCAAGGGCCGGGGCCCUGAGGAUCGGCUGGGCCGACCGGCAGCCAGCAGCCCCAGCCUGGGCACCCGAGGCCGCUUCCGCGCCGUGGCCAUGGUGGCCCGGAGCCUGGGACAGCUGUCGGUGCAGAGCCUCCCGUGUGCCGGUGACGCCAGCGUGAAGCAGCACGGGAUGAAAUAUAGGAACCUGGGCAAGUCUGGCCUGCGGGUCUCCUGCCUGGGACUUGGAACAUGGGUGACCUUCGGAGGCCAGAUCACCGAUGAGAUGGCAGAGCAGCUCAUGACCUUGGCCUAUGAUAAUGGCAUCAACCUCUUCGAUACGGCAGAAGUCUACGCAGCCGGCAAGGCUGAAGUGGUACUGGGAAACAUCAUUAAGAAGAAAGGAUGGAGGCGGUCCAGCCUCGUCAUCACCACCAAGAUCUUCUGGGGCGGAAAGGCGGAGACAGAGCGGGGUCUGUCCAGGAAGCACAUAAUCGAAGGUCUGAAAGCUUCUCUAGAGCGACUGCAGCUGGAGUACGUGGAUGUGGUGUUUGCCAACCGCCCGGACCCCAACACCCCGAUGGAAGAGACCGUCCGUGCCAUGACCCACGUCAUCAACCAGGGGAUGGCCAUGUACUGGGGCACGUCACGCUGGAGCUCCAUGGAGAUCAUGGAGGCCUACUCGGUGGCCCGGCAGUUCAACCUGACCCCGCCCAUCUGCGAGCAGGCUGAGUACCACAUGUUCCAGCGCGAGAAGGUGGAGGUGCAGCUGCCGGAGCUGUUCCACAAGAUAGGAGUGGGCGCCAUGACCUGGUCCCCUCUGGCCUGUGGCAUUGUUUCUGGCAAGUACGACAGUGGCAUCCCACCCUACUCAAGAGCCUCCUUGAAGGGCUACCAGUGGCUAAAGGACAAGAUCCUGAGUGAGGAGGGCCGGCGCCAGCAAGCCAAGCUGAAGGAGCUGCAGGCCAUCGCCGAGCGCCUGGGCUGCACCCUGCCCCAGCUGGCCAUAGCCUGGUGCCUGAGGAACGAGGGAGUCAGCUCCGUGCUCCUGGGGGCCUCCAACGCGGACCAGCUCAUGGAGAACAUUGGGGCAAUACAGGUCCUUCCAAAACUGUCGUCUUCCAUUAUCCACGAGAUUGAUAGUAUUUUGGGCAAUAAACCCUACAGCAAAAAGGACUACAGAUCCUAAGCCGCCCCGCCCGCCUGCUCGGACAGUUUCCGUUCCCUCCUAGUCUCUGUUCGCUCGCUUAAGCUGUUUUGAAGCCAAGUGAAGAGUGUGGUUUGCAUCCAAGAGAAAACACCACACUGUGACGUCAUCGGGAAAUGAUCUCCCAAGUCGCUGCCAGACACCACCCACUGCUUCGCCGGACAAUGUCGAAGUCUGAUCUGUGCCGGGGACGGCACUGGUUAGGAAGGAUGUUCAAGCGGUCCCACCCAAGCCUGUCACCUCUGCUCAUCCUCCAAGACCACCCAGCUUUCUCCCAGCCACAGCCAAGAUUCCCAAAGUCAAGGCCAGGCCAAGGCCUGGUUGGGUCCUUUGGGGGGGCAGGGCCGGCCUCUCCUCUGCUGAGAAUCCCUACCUGGUGUAGGGGGAGAGGGGAAAGGGGUCUGGCCCAUCAAGGGGCCCCUUCUGCCAGGGCCUUGGUUGCUGGGGCAGGGCCUCCCCACUGGGGGUCUUCCUCCACCUCCCACUUUCCAAGGGCUCCAGGAAUCUGGGGCCUGACCCCAGAUUCUUCCCCCAUCCUUCUCUGCUCCAACCCACCCCACUGGGUCCCGGCAGGGGCCAUGCCUGCCAAGCUCGAGCUGGCCCUUGACCCCCACCCACCCCCACCCUUGCUGGCAGGGGCAGGGACCCAGGGGGAUUGACUCUGCAGUUUGGGAGCCACAAAAAGCGUAGGGGUGUGAUUUCUAGCUCAGCAUCCCACCGUCUUCCCCCUACACACCAAUGAUGAGCCUCAUGCCAGUGAGGCCUGGAGCACUUGGGAGGGGUCCCAGUGGGGCAGGCCCCUCUGGCCACCCCUCUGUCCUGGCCCCGGAAGGCCCUGUGGUCAUGUGCUCCUAGCUGCACGGUGGCUGCUGGCCACACCGCGGCAAGUGGCAGUAGAGGCCAGCCCUGUGCACAAGGGUGCACUCCUCUUAGCCCCUGUAGACUUUCUCUAAAGCUGCCCUCCACCCCAGGCCGCUGCUCUGCACCGAGGUGGUGGGCUUGGGUUUUGCAGAGAGCAUGCUUGGACCCUUUCAAUAAGGAAGGGUCCUUGGGGUUUUCUGUGCCCAGGAGUUGGGGGCUGCACCCCCACAGAAGCCCCCACAAUGUAGGAAAAGACCUCAGGGAACCUCUCCCUGGAAAGAUGGCCAGGGCUGGUUAGCCCCUCCCACUGCCUGACACCUGGAACAGACUGGGGAGAGGGGAGAGAGGGCAGGACAGGCCAGAGUGAUGCCCCUGUGCAGCUUGGGCCAGAGGGCUAGGGAUGCCAGUAAGUCUGCAGGUGCGGGGUGCCACCUACAGGCCCAGGCCUGUGUCCCGAGCAGUACCCAGGCUUUGCAGACGGCGCAGGGCAGGGCUCCACCGAAGCCACCCCCACCCCUCGCCAGCUAGCUCCCUAGGGAAGCCUGUGUCUCCUGCCCCCAGGGCGCACCCUCAGUUCAGGCACCUCUGUUCCCGCUUUGCCCUUGGAGGAGCCACUAUUCCAGAAGGCUCCACCCUGCCAUCCUGCGGGAGCCUGCUGUCCAGUCCUGGCCGGGCCAAGGCCUGGGAAACUACGUGUGAAAGUCAGAAAGGCCAGCGGGGAGAGGCUGGGGCGAGGGGAGGAGAGGGAUCAGCUUCUGCUAUUACCGACCCACCAUCAUGCUGCCCCUGGCGCCUAGAACCCUUGCCCCUCCUCGUAGACCAAGUCCUGGGGAUCGCCACUCAGUCCUGCUGCCUGCUUCACCAGAAGCAGCCCUGUGAGUGUGGGGCGGGGAAGUCCCUUCUCAACGGCGGUCCCAGCCUAUGGCCCCGGGCCCAGGUGGGGGUCACCUGCUUCCUUCCCGGACAGGGUCCUGCAGUGGCCAAUGGUGCCAGAGGGCAGGUGGCCCACCCUCGCCGUCAGGGAGCGUGGCUGGCCCCAUCCCCACUGCCACCCCAGCCCCACCCACUGUUGGAAGAGGGACCAGCGCGUGAGGUGGUGCCCGGGGUGGGCACUGCUGCUUAAUGCGAAGCACACCUGGGGCAGCUGAGCCCCCAAAAGCUGCGGGUUUGCCAAACACAGGCCAGGCCCCGGUGUCAGGAUGCAGUCAGCCUCUGGCACAGCCUUUUCCACAACUUGGUUCCUGGAUGUCCUGUUUGCUCCACACCUAUCUACAGGGAGGAUGUGAGGGGGCUCUGCCUCCUGGGGCCAGGUCCCCCCUCUCAGGAGUGGGUGUUGGGUAGGACCAUCCAAGAAAGGACAGAAAACCAAGGGCAGCUGGGGUCUAGAAAGGAGGGCGCUGGCCCUGCUGGGCGCUGCAGAGCCCCCAGUUUCCUACUCAGCUUUGUGCUCAGGUCCCAGGUCCCGAGGAGUGACAGGGGCUUCCUCCCACCUUCUGUCCUUGUCCAGUCAUGUAAAUAAUGUGCUUUUUCCAUCCCCCAGUCUUUUUUUUUUUAAACCGACCAUGGUUCCUCAGCUAACUGCAUUCCCUACCUAGGCAGAGACUGUCCUAUGCCUCGAGCUUCCAAACGAGACUCAGACCAUGACACAGCCACCAUAUUUAUGGAAUGACAAAAUAAAGCCCAAACCCAUCGGUC